Messenger RNA from Cygnus atratus (black swan), 705 nucleotides. Its product is annotated as zinc finger protein 507-like. Lineage: Eukaryota; Metazoa; Chordata; Aves; Anseriformes; Anatidae. The record is from RefSeq and is a predicted model, not a curated record. The transcript is spliced from 2 exons. The coding region runs from base 289 to 705 and encodes 138 amino acids.
AGUCCCGUCCCCGUGAGGCCAGGGGCCCGCGCUGCGUGGGGCAGGCAUCGGGGUUCCGCGCUGGCCAUCCGUCUGUAUAACAGAGCACCGGUCUGCGUUAAACCUGCGCUAAACGGGGAGCGCAUAACUUGACUAACGUGCAUAUAUGUGCUGUAAUUGCACAGCUGAUAACUCACAUCAGCUACAAGCAUCCACAAUCGGUGCAUCUGAACGUACUCUGUUUUCAGCUUUGACAUAGCAGUGUUAAAUGGCAGCGCCUUUCUUUUGUGGUCUUCCCUCAUAGUUCCUAUGCUGCUUUCAAAUGAAACAGAUACUAUGGAAGAAGGAAGCAACGUUGCAGUAUUGAUGCCAAGCAUUGGAGAACAGGAAGCUGUACUGAUUUCUGAAACAGUCAUUGGCCCAACACUGCAAGCCAGUGAAGAUCAGAGGAAAUGUAGAACUGAUCCACUAAUCCAUGUUAUCCAGAAGCUAAGCAAAAUAGUUGAAAGUGAGAAGUCACAAAGAUGCCUUUUAAUAGGGAAAAAACGUUCCCAUCCUAAUGCUUCUGCACAGUCCUUUGAAACAGACGAUCUUUGUGAAAUCCCAGCUAAAGCAAUUGAGCUCUCUGUUAUUGCUACUAAAAAGACUGAAGAGUUACAAGCUGAUUAUUUUGUGACCGAAUGUCUUCCCCAAAGCAAAAAAAAAGGUGACAUGCUACCAAUGUAG